AUGAUUGAAUUAGAUACUAAUAAUUAUGUUAAAGCGACACAUUUACAUUUAAAACUUCAUAUUAAUUUAAAAGGUUCAAAUGAUUAUUUACUACGAUAUCUAAAAUCACCUUCUAAAAAGGAUUAUUUAUAUAACCAACAAUCCAAACAGCAGCAACAACAACAACAACUGCAUCUUCUAAAAUCGAACAGAUCAUCGACUUCAUUAUCAUCCAAGUUAUCACCAACUUCAAGUAAACAAUUUGCAUCUAAUGAUAAAUCAUCGAGACUACUACCGAAGAAACAGCUUAUUGAUCAACCACAAAAGGAAGAAUCAAAUCAAAUUGUGGUACCAAAUCAAUCAAUAGAUUGUGACCCGGAAAUUGUGAUUAUUCUAAUAAAUCGAAUGUUGACUUCUUUAAUUAAAAUUAAUGAUACUACUACUGCAAAUACUCCACCUACCAGGUUUCACAGCAAAACUCCACCUUCAAUACAAAUAUUUUCAUACCUUAACCGUUUACGAAAGUUUAAUUGUUUAAAUCCAACCAUUUUACUUACAACCAUAUAUUAUAUUGAUGUGUUGUCUUAUAAUUAUACAUGUUUUAGUUUGAAUUCAUGGACAGUUCAUCGAUUUUUGUUGGUUGCAACUAUGAUUGCUCAAAAGGCAUUGGAGGAUUUUUUUUAUACUAAUGACCAUUAUGCUAAAGUUGGCGGGGUUUCGUUACAAGAAUUGAAUUGUUUGGAAUUGGAUUUCUUACAACGAAUCAACUGGAGAACUAUUCCUAUACAUAAUCCUAAUGUUCAGCAAUUGUAUUAUCAUAAGUUGGUGGAAAUGACUGGUAAGUCAUCGGCCAGUAAUGAUGAUACUGAAUACAAGUUGACAAAAUUCAUAAUAAAUACUGAGCAAGAACAUAAAGACCAAGAUCUAAGUGAUUACGAAGAGGAGGAAGAUGAUGAGGUUGAAGAUGACGGGUUCUAUGAUAGUGAUGAAGAUGACGAGGAGGGAGAAGAUGAAGAUGAUAGUGAAGAUGACAGUGAUAUAUUGGAUCCACAACAUACAAAUGGUUUUCGUGGAGAUCAUGAAAUGGAAGAUGCUGAUACCGUUGCAUCUGAAAUCCCUCCAGAUAUUCCUAUGUAUAAAUAUGACAGUCAAGGUUUCAGCAUAGAUGGUACAUCGUCACCACAUUUGAAAAGAAGAUAUAGUAGUGAUUAG
Molecule: messenger RNA, 1191 nt
Organism: Candida tropicalis MYA-3404
Lineage: Eukaryota; Fungi; Ascomycota; Pichiomycetes; Serinales; Debaryomycetaceae
Exons: 1
Coding region: 1-1191 (396 amino acids)
Biological process (GO): regulation of cyclin-dependent protein serine/threonine kinase activity
Cellular component (GO): nucleus; cyclin-dependent protein kinase holoenzyme complex
Molecular function (GO): cyclin-dependent protein serine/threonine kinase regulator activity; protein kinase binding
Source: RefSeq, a predicted model, not a curated record